AUGGCGGCCCCGGCGCUGGCGGCGGCGCUGGCGGCGGCGACCGGCCCCAACGCGAGCGGCGCGGCCGCCAACGCCUCGGGCGCCGCGCGGGGGGCCGGCGCGGGGCCGCCCCCGGGCCAGUACUCGGCGGGCGCCGCGGCGGGGCUGGCGGCGCUGGUGGGCGUCCUCAUCGUCUUCACCGUGGUGGGCAACGUGCUGGUGGUGAUCGCCGUGCUGACCAGCCGCGCGCUGCGGGCGCCGCAGAACCUGUUCCUCGUGUCGCUGGCCUCGGCCGACAUCCUGGUGGCCACGCUGGUCAUGCCCUUCUCGCUGGCCAACGAGCUCAUGGCCUACUGGUACUUCGGGCAGGUGUGGUGCGGCGUGUACCUGGCGCUCGACGUGCUCUUCUGCACCUCGUCCAUCGUGCACCUGUGCGCCAUCAGCCUGGACCGCUACUGGUCCGUGACGCGCGCCGUCGAGUACAACCUGCAGCGCACGCCGCGGCGCGUCAAGGCCACCAUCGUGGCGGUGUGGCUCAUCUCGGCCGUCAUCUCCUUCCCGCCGCUCGUGUCGCUGUACCGCCGGCCCGACGGCGCCGCCUACCCGCAGUGCGGCCUCAACGACGAGACCUGGUACAUCCUGAGCUCCUGCGUGGGCUCCUUCUUCGCGCCCUGCCUCAUCAUGGGCCUGGUCUACGCGCGCAUCUACCGGGUGGCCAAGCGGCGCACGCGCUCGCUCAGCGAGAAGCGCGCGCCCGGCGGCCCCGACGGCGCGGCGCCGCCCACGGAGAACGGGCUGGGCGCGGGCGAGAACGGGCACUGCGCGCCCCCGCGCCGCCCGCGCGCCGGCGCGGCGCCCGAGGACAGCCCCGAGGACAGCCCCGGCGGCGGCGGCGCGGGGCGGGGGGCGGCCGGGGGGCGGCGGCGCCGGGGCGCGCUGCGGCGGGGCGGCCGGCGGCGCGCGGCGGCGGCGGGCGAGGGGGGCGCGGCCGGCGCGGACGGGCGGGGGCCCGCGGGCCCGGCCGACCCCGGCGCGCUGGCCGCCGCGCGCGCCCCGGGCCCCGGCGGCCGCCUGUCCCGCGCCAGCGCGCGCUCCGUCGAGUUCUUCCUGUCGCGCCGGCGCCGCGCGCGCAGCAGCCUGUGCCGCCGCAAGGUGGCCCAGGCGCGCGAGAAGCGCUUCACCUUCGUGCUGGCCGUGGUCAUGGGCGUGUUCGUGCUCUGCUGGUUCCCCUUCUUCUUCAGCUACAGCCUGUACGGCAUCUGCCGCGAGGCCUGCCGCGUGCCCGGGCCGCUCUUCAAGUUCUUCUUCUGGAUCGGCUACUGCAACAGCUCGCUCAACCCGGUCAUCUACACCGUCUUCAACCAGGACUUCCGCCGCUCCUUCCAGCACAUCCUCUUCCGCCGGCGCCGGCGCGGCUUCAGGCAGUGA
This is a messenger RNA of Talpa occidentalis (Iberian mole), 1407 nucleotides long. RefSeq names its product adrenoceptor alpha 2C (gene ADRA2C). The transcript has a single exon. Gene Ontology annotation, biological process: regulation of smooth muscle contraction; regulation of vasoconstriction; adenylate cyclase-activating adrenergic receptor signaling pathway. Gene Ontology annotation, molecular function: alpha2-adrenergic receptor activity. Bases 1 to 1407 code for a protein of 468 amino acids. The record is from RefSeq and is a predicted model, not a curated record. Gene Ontology annotation, cellular component: membrane. NCBI's taxonomy places the organism in Eukaryota, Metazoa, Chordata, Mammalia, Eulipotyphla, Talpidae.